CUAGACUAUAAAAACACAACCCAAAUAACAGAGGGUAUCUCAGUAAUCAUGGCAUCAAUAUGGAUCGUUUCGUUACUAGCUAUUACCGGCAGUGUCUUUGGUCAAGACUGUGGCAUUCCAGAAAUCCAACCUGUUGUGAGCGAUUAUAAUCGUAUCAUCAAUGGUGAAGACGCUGUGCCUCACUCCUGGCCAUGGCAGGUGUCUCUGCAGGACAAUACCGGUUUCCAUUUCUGUGGUGGAUCCCUUCUCAAUGAACUCUGGGUGAUCACAGCUGCUCACUGCACAGUCUAUCCCAAUAGUGAUGUUGCUGUACUUGGAGAACAUAGCCGAGUAUCUAAUGAGGAAAACAUCCAGAGGAUUGGCAUAGCAAAGGUUUUAGAGCAUCCAGAUUAUAGCAACAGCAUUUCCGCUGAUGUUACCCUUUUAAAACUGAAGACCCCGGCUGUAUUGGGACCUCAUGUGUCUCCUGUUUGUUUGCCCGCAAAGCAGGAUGUUUUCCCAGAAAACCUAAAGUGCAUUACCACUGGCUGGGGGAGACCCAGUACUGGAUCCUUUGCUUCAGCGAUAAUCCUUCAACAAGUGGCACUGCCAAUAGUUGGUGAGGAAGACUGCAAGAAACAAUGGGGCAGCUCCGUGACUGAAUCAAUGAUUUGUGCUGGGGCAGCGGGAGCAUCCUCCUGCCAUGGGGAUUCUGGUGGUCCACUUGUUUGCCAGAUUGGAGAUUCUUGGUCCCUUGUAGGCAUUGUGUCCUGGGGAUCUUCUUCUUGUAACAUCAAGUUGCCAGCUGUCUACUCAAGAGUGACCUACGUCCGCCAAUGGAUAGAUGAGCAAAUCACAUCAGGAUAGGGAUGAAGAGCACAUUACAGUACUGCUGUUAACAAAUGCUAAACUGAACACAGAUCAGUGAUAGACUUUAUGUCUGUUCUUAGAAACAUAAUUCUAAUGAUGCAGUUUUGCACAAAAUAUUAGUAUUACAAGUUGCAAAGGACUCAUAAAGCAAUGAGUUACAAUGUCUUGAAUAUCUCUUAAUGCAAUAAAGUGUCUCAGAAAAUA
Molecule: messenger RNA, 1053 nt
Organism: Bombina bombina (fire-bellied toad)
Lineage: Eukaryota; Metazoa; Chordata; Amphibia; Anura; Bombinatoridae
Product: chymotrypsinogen B
Exons: 7
Coding region: 49-846 (265 amino acids)
Biological process (GO): proteolysis
Molecular function (GO): serine-type endopeptidase activity
Source: RefSeq, a predicted model, not a curated record